Messenger RNA from Prunus armeniaca (apricot), 1923 nucleotides. NCBI's taxonomy places the organism in Eukaryota, Viridiplantae, Streptophyta, Magnoliopsida, Rosales, Rosaceae. The record is from the annotation of a GenBank genome assembly.
AUGAUGGGAAAGCAAGGUGGAAAAAAGAAGAAGAGUGCAGGAGAAAAAUCAGGUGAUGCUUCAAAUCAAAGCAAAACUGGGGAUAAUAGCCCAAAAGCCUAUGAUAAGGACACAGCAGUUUUCAUUUCAAUGUCUCAAGAACUGAAGGACGAGGGGAACAAGUUGUUUCAGAAGAGGGACCAUGAAGGAGCUAUGUUGAAAUAUGAGAAAGCCCUCAAGUUGCUUCCACGAAAUCAUAUCGAUGUAUCCUAUCUUAGGAGUAACAUGGCGGCCUGCUAUAUGCAGAUGGGGCUGAGUGAGUACCCCAAGGCUAUCAAUGAGUGUAAUUUGGCUCUUGAAGUCACACCUAAGUACAGUAAGGCGCUGUUGAAGCGGGCCAAGUGUUAUGAGGCUUUGAAUAGGUUGGAUUUGGCUCUGAGAGAUGUUGGUACCGUUUUGAGCAUGGAGCCAAACAAUAUCAUGGCAACAGAGGUUGCAGAAAGAGUGAAAAGUGUACUUGAGAAGAAGGGAUUGAGGGUGAAUGACACAGUAAUUGAGCUGCCUCCAGAUUAUGUUGAACCAACUCAUGCUUUACUACCAGGGAAAGUAAUGAAAUUGAAGAAUCGGAAAAAGAAGAAGGGCGACAAGGAUGAAGAGAAGAAGGCUGACGACAAUAUUGAGGAGAAGACUGAGGACAAGAUUGAGGAAAAGAAGGCUGUGGAAAUAGCUGAAGAAAAGAAGGCUGUGGAAAUAGCUGAGGAAAAGAAGGCAGAGGUCAAGGUAGUUGUGGAGGAGAAAAUCGGUAGUCCAAAGGAAGAAGUGCCUAAAAGAAGUGUGAAAUUGGUAUUUGGAGAGGAUAUAAGAUGGGCUCAGUUGCCAGUUAAUUGCACCCUCCUGCAACUGAGAGAGGUAGUCCGUGAUCGGUUUCCUAGCUCAAGGGCAGUUCUCAUCAAAUAUAGAGACCAAGAAGGUGAUUUGGUUACAAUCACUAGUAAUGAAGAGCUGAGGUGGGCAGAAGGAUCAGCCGAAUCAGAAGGCUCUGUCAGGCUUUAUGUUGUGGAAGUUAACCCUGAGCAGGAUCCAUUCUUUGAGAAACUGGAAAUUGAAGCACACAAGCUUGAUGUACAGCAAAAUAAUGUAGCCGAGAAUGGUAGCGUGGUAAAACAGAAGGAUAUGAAGGGGUCCCCUUGCGUUGAGGAUUGGAUAAUCCAUUUUGCUCAGCUGUUCAAGAACUAUGCUGGGAUUGAAUCUGAUGCAUACUUGGAUCUUCAUGAACUUGGAGUGAAGCUUUAUUCUGAGGCUAUGGAGGAGACAGUUACAAGUGAAGAAGCCCAAGACCUUUUUGACAUAGCAGGAGAGAAGUUUCAAGAAAUGGGAGCUUUAGCAUUGUUCAACUGGGGAAAUGUUCACAUGGCCAGGGCAAGGAAGAAGGUGUAUUUCACAGAAGAUUCUUCAAAAGAAUCAAUCAUUUCAAAUAUCCAAAGUGCAUAUGAUUGGGCACAAAAAGAAUACAUAGAAGCAGGAAGGAGAUAUGAAGAAGCGCUGCAGAUAAAACCAGACUUCUACGAAGGCUAUCUGGCCCUUGGGCAGCAGCAGUUUGAACAGGCAAAACUUUCUUGGUAUUAUGCAAUUAGCAGCAAUGCUGAUUUGGAGACGUGGCCUUCGACAGAGGUUCUACGACUUUAUAACUAUGCCGAAGACAAUAUGGAAAAAGGCAUGCAGCUGUGGGAGGAAUUGGAAGAGCAGCGUCUCAGUGAAAUCUCCAGUCCAAGUAGUGUUAAAUCCCAGUUGCAGAAAAUGGGUUUGGAUGGAAUUUUCAGAGACAUAUCAGAACAUGAAGCUGCAGACCAGGCUACAAGCAUGAGGUGUCAGAUAAAUCUCCUAUGGGGCACCAUGCUCUAUGAGCGAUCUAUUGUGGAAUUCAAAUUAGGGCUACCUCUGUGA